Molecule: messenger RNA, 885 nt
Organism: Trematosphaeria pertusa
Lineage: Eukaryota; Fungi; Ascomycota; Dothideomycetes; Pleosporales; Trematosphaeriaceae
Exons: 2
Coding region: 234-620 (128 amino acids)
Source: RefSeq, a predicted model, not a curated record
GUUCAAAUUCUUGUCGUAGGCCGGGACGAGAGCAAAUGCGGGAACGGGAGGGGCAUCGAGAGUUCCCACAUGGGCCCAGCGUGCCACUCAGUCACUCUCAGCGGCGCUUUCGGGGGCUCGAAGGCCCGAACUUCCGUGGAGUGGCUGCGCUCGCGUGUAGUCGAUGUUAGCGUCGAUGGCGGGCUUUGGGUUGGCUAAGCGUUGCCUGAAACCUACGCCACCUCUCGUAUUCCAUGUCGAAUGUGGAAGCUCAAGAUGCAGGAACUCCAACAGGAGUGUGGGUCAUGGGGCUUUUCGAAGAACGGGAAAUCGGCGACGAGUACAAUGCGCAGCUUUGCGGAACCACGCGCCGACUCCGAGUAGAGCUGACCAUUGAGCAGGGAGACAGGCAGCUCGAAUUGAGGAGGCGAGGAUUGCUGGCGGCAGUUGGACCUCGAAUACCAAAAGAGGUCUCAUGCUUCCGCGGAGCUUGCAGAUGUGGGAACGGGGUUGUGUACUAUAAGGAGAUACUAUCGCGCAUCAUGUAUAUUUUUCGACUGUCCUUUCUGGUUGGGGAGGUGGAUAGGGUCGGCAGCUGGCGGUAUCGUCUGUGCAGGAGGAGAUGGAACGUAAAACAGUAAGGGUGAUAACGUAGAAAUGGAGAGAUGAACGAGCCCACGCGAUGGGCUGCUCUGUUUUUAUACUUCAGUAUAAUUCAAGUGAAGCCCGCAAACCUUCUCAUAAGCCCGCAUUGAGAAAUACUGCCUCAGGUGAGCCCACCUCGGCAUGAUGGCGAGGUGUAGUUAACGGCAAGACUACUCUUCGUAACACAUAUUGGCCUUUUGCCCCCGGGAAGGGGGUUCCGAGAUGAAUUACGGUCGCAUUUGAUGAAAGCGGCAUUUGGGG